AUGCAAAGCUACCUGCUGCUGCUUGUCGCGAUUGCCCUUUCCCCCCUAUGUGCACAUAAAGGGGAGGCAACGGGCAAGUACAGCUACAUAACUAGUAGAAGCAACGUACCAGUGAGCAGGUUAAAAAAUAUACAAAAGUCCAAAACCACGUUGCUCCUUUCACCUGGUGAACAUAACCAACAAGGGAUCAGCAUCCCGUCGAUGUUACUCUCCAAGAGAAUCAUAUUUCUAUCAUCUCCAGUGUAUCCCCACAUAUCUGAACAAAUAAUCUCACAGCUGCUCUACCUGGAGUAUGAGUCGAAGAGAAAACCAAUCCACUUAUACAUUAACAGUACAGGUGAUUUAGAAAACAAUAAAAUUAUAAACCUGAAUGGAAUCACAGAUGUGAUAUCUAUCAUUGAUGUCAUAGAUUACAUAUCGUCUGAUGUGUACACAUAUUGCUUGGGGAAGGCGUAUGGCAUUUCCUGCAUUUUGGCUAGCAGUGGGAAAAAAGGGUUUCGUUUUUCCCUUAAGAACUCAUCCUUCUGUUUGAAGCAGUCCUACUCUGUUAUCCCCUUCAACCAAGCCACCAACAUUGAAAUACAGAAUAAGGAAAUUAUGAAUACCAAGAGGAAGGUCGUUGAUAUUAUUGCUAACAACACGGGGAAGGACAAGAGUCACAUUGAACAAAUAUUGGAGAGGGACAGGUACUUUAGCGCCCCCGAAGCUGUGCAGUUCAACUUGGUAGACCAUAUCCUCGAGAAGGAGUAG
Plasmodium fragile is the source of this 750-nucleotide messenger RNA. Its product is annotated as ATP-dependent Clp endopeptidase, proteolytic subunit ClpP. The coding region runs from base 1 to 750 and encodes 249 amino acids. Gene Ontology annotation, cellular component: endopeptidase Clp complex. The record is from RefSeq and is a predicted model, not a curated record. The transcript has a single exon. Gene Ontology annotation, molecular function: ATPase binding; serine-type endopeptidase activity; ATP-dependent peptidase activity. NCBI's taxonomy places the organism in Eukaryota, Apicomplexa, Aconoidasida, Haemosporida, Plasmodiidae. Gene Ontology annotation, biological process: protein quality control for misfolded or incompletely synthesized proteins.